AUGUGUAAGUAUAUAUAUUUUGCUAAGUACAAUAUAUUUCUAAUAAAUUUCAUCUAAUUAUUCAAUGAUUUAUUAAGAUAUAAAAAAAUAGAAAAUAUUAAUUAUAAUAUAAACUUUUAAUAAUCUUACAAUAAACUUUUCAGAGAUUUAGUUAUGGAUGCUUCAAAAGAUGCAUUAAUAUGUCGUUUAUGUGGUGUAAAUCUUACAGAAGGAAAGCAUGAAAGUAUUUUUGGAGGUUCAACAGAUUUAAUACAUAAAAUAAAGGAAACAUUACCAAUAACAAUAUCUAUUGAUGAUAGUGGCUCAAAGUAUGUAUGUUUAUCAUGUUAUGAUAAAAUCAUUUUUUACUACAAAUUUAUUCAAGAAGUAUUAGAAUAUUCCAAAAAAUUGGAGAAGACAUCGCAAAUAAAAUCCUUUUUUAAUCUUUCUAAAGAAGUAACAGACUUUUCUCAGAUACAUAGUGAUGCUGUGUAUACAUGUCCAAAUUGUAAUGUAGAUUUAAUGAUUUUAUUAGUUAGUAAUUCUCAAAGCUGUGAUUAUACCUUCCAAAUCUCAUUAGCUAUGGUAAAUCAUUCUGAAAAAAAACAUAUUCCAAAAGAAAAGUAUAUAAACGUACAUAAAGAUAUAGUACAUUUUAAUGAUGCUAAAAAUAAUAUACAUAUAAAACAAGGAAACAAAACAACAAUUGAUGAAAAUAUUGAAAAUACAACUAAUCAAGUAAAUCUAACAUUACCUGUUUUACAAGAAGAAAAUUUAAACUGUAUCAAUGAAUUAUCUGGCAAAGAAAACUUAAAAAUUGAGGUAGAGGAAGAAUUAAGAAAAAAUUUUAAAGAAGAAACAUUGCAUGUAUCUAGUAAUUUACUUGAUUAUGAUUAUGAUUCUACAGAUCUAUUAGUAAAAAAUGAACCUGAAAGUGAUAAUGCUUAUUGGAUAGAUAGUGAAACUGAUUACAAAAGUGAGAAAGAUACAUGUGUAACUAAAUCACAAGACAUGCUUGAAAAAGAUGAUAUACAAGAUGAAAAUGAUAUAUAUAAAUCUUGUUUAAAGUAUGUAUGUAAAUUAUGUGGAGCCCGUUAUCUUUCACAUUUAAAAUAUGAAUUUCACAUGGAAAGGCAUAAAUUAGGUAAAAUAGAUAAAUACGAAUGCACUCUAUGUGAUAAAGAAACAAGUAAUGAAAAUUUAUUAUGGGAUCAUUAUUUCCACAUACACAAAAGUUUACAACGUUAUAUUUGUAUAGAAUGUGGCAAAUUAUUUACAAAACGAUCUAGACUAAAUGGGCAUCAAAAAAAUUAUAAACAUUCUGGUGUGAAACAAAUACAAGUUGGUACUAGUGAAGAUACUAUUAGUGAAGAUGUCAUACAAAAAGCUAUAGCAACAACAAAACAAGAAAAAGUAUCUAUAAAUUGUAAUCUUUGUGGCAAAUUGAUCUCAGAUUUAGAUCCGGAUGCUAUUAAUGACUUAGUUACAUGUGUUACUUGUGAAGAUACUACACUUUCUUUGAUGAUAGAUGGAAAUGAAACAAAAGUCAUUUCGCCACGUCAAUAUCAUUGUUCUAAAUGUCCUAAACAUUUUGUAAGAAAAGAAAGACUAGAAUUUCAUGAAAUGAGACAUAAUGAAAAUAUGAAUGAAUUUAUCUGUAGUACUUGUGGAAAAGAUUUUAGAGCAGAAAAUUCUUUAUAUGAACAUUAUCUUUUUGUUCAUAAAGGAGCAAGACCUCACAUUUGUGAAUUAUGUGGCAAGUCAUUUCAAUUGAAAGCUAGAUUAAAAGAACAUCAUCGAAUUCAUACAGGAGAAAGGCCAUAUCAAUGUGAUAUCUGUGGUCAACGAUGUAGAACUACAAAUGCUUUGAAACUUCACAGAAAAAUUCAUUUUUCUUAUAAUAGAUAUACUUGUAAUAUAUGUAAUAAAUCAUUCAGUAAAAAGCAGAAUAUGAAUGAACAUUUAGAAAAGCAUUGGAAAAAUGAUAAAAGUGUAACAUUACCACAAUUAUUUACAUGCCCAAUUUGUAUAGAAGAUUUUCCGACAUAUCGCAUGUUAAAAUAUCAUAUGGUAGAAGAUCAUGAAAUAAAUAAUCAGGAUCCAAUUCUGACAAAACAAAAACCAUGGUACGAAUGUGCAGAAUGUAAUGAGAAAUUUAAACAUCAGAUGUCUUUAAAAGCACAUAAAGAAAAAAUACAUGAAGGAAGAGUAAAUCCUACUUAUCAAUGUGACAUAUGUGAUGCUACAUAUAGAGUAAAACAACUUUUAGUAAAUCACAUUAAAAGUAAACAUAAUGGCGAAAGACGUUAUAAAUGUGCACAGUGUGAAAAAGGAUUUAAUGACACGAAAUCUUUAUAUAAUCAUGUAUUAUUACACACUGGAAAAAAACCAUUUGUCUGUGAAUAUUGUAAUAUGAGUUUUAGAAGAAAAGACUCCCGAGAUCAUCAUCGCAGAAAACAUACUGGUGAACAACCUUAUCAAUGUCCGGAUUGUGGGGAAUCGUUUUCUACUUACAAUAAUCGAUCUAAACAUCGAAAAAGAGAACAUGGAGAAGGAGAUCCUGAAUGUCCAGAGUGUGGACAAAGAUGUAAUAAUCAACAAGAAAUUAGAAUACAUUUAAAUAAACAUUUGGGAGAAAAAUUAAAAAAAUUACAAAAUACAGAAUCUGAGAAGAUAUAA
This is a messenger RNA of Heterotrigona itama, 2658 nucleotides long. NCBI's taxonomy places the organism in Eukaryota, Metazoa, Arthropoda, Insecta, Hymenoptera, Apidae. The record is from the annotation of a GenBank genome assembly.